Messenger RNA from Diatraea saccharalis (sugarcane borer), 378 nucleotides. The record is from the annotation of a GenBank genome assembly. NCBI's taxonomy places the organism in Eukaryota, Metazoa, Arthropoda, Insecta, Lepidoptera, Crambidae.
AUGGACUCCAUUGUCAAUUGGAAGAACCGCGACACGCCAGUGGUGAACACGAGGGGUGACGUUCUUUUUAACUCGUGGGCAGAAAUGUUCGAUGGCUCUGGAGCAUUGUUCGCUCAUGCCCCAAGAAUCUUUAGUUUUAGCGGCCAAAAUGUACUCAUGGAUCCAGCGUGGCCAACUAAAGCCGUAUGGCACGGAGCCAAUCCGAACGGUGAAUCGGCUAUGGACGCAUAUUCAUGCAGUAGUAGAUUGAUCGUGCUCUGCGUAGAAACAGCCCCUGUAAAUACAGUUAGAAGAAAAAAACGAUCCAAGUAUAGAACAGAUUUACUUAAGCCAAUUAAUAAAGAAGAACAACUGAAUGAAACUAGUAAACAGUUAUAG